Quercus robur (English oak) is the source of this 752-nucleotide messenger RNA. RefSeq lists its product as uncharacterized. The record is from RefSeq and is a predicted model, not a curated record. Bases 183 to 578 code for a protein of 131 amino acids. NCBI's taxonomy places the organism in Eukaryota, Viridiplantae, Streptophyta, Magnoliopsida, Fagales, Fagaceae. The transcript is spliced from 2 exons.
UUUUCGCUCGCACUCCUAAUGAAGAACAAACACCUUCUCUCUCUCUCUCUCUCUCUCUCUCUCUUUCUACAUAUAUUGUAGGCUUAAAUAUUCGCUUACACGUAUCUUCAUGCAAUAAUCAUAAACUCCCUUGACUCUCUCAGUCGUCUUCCUUUUGGUGUUCUUUGAGGUUUUGUCCCACCAUGCCUUCCAUAUCUCAAGGUUUAGUCUUCGCCGCAGCCAUGGUUGUCUCUAGCACCCUACUCUUUCUAGCUUAUUCUAGGCAUAAGUCUUUCCCACUACCCCGACUUUCCAAGAAUCAAAAUUCCCAACAGCCUGAAAAGAAAAUUCUACGUUCUUGCUUACUUUCUGAGGAAAAGAAAAAGGAGAGAAAGAAGAAGAAAGUCCAGUUUGCUGAGGAUGUGAAGGAACCAAGUGGGAAUGGUAAGGAAUACAGGAAAGAGUGCAUAAAGUUGAGCAAAGAUGAAAUGAGUUGCGGAAACAAAAUCCCAACAGUUAAUGGAAUGCCAGAGAAUCGGAUUGCUUUGUACAAUGGAAUUCACAAGGACCGCAUGCAAAGAAUGCAGUGCUCAUGGUGAUGAGCUUUGUAGAAUUUCAGGUUUUUUUUAUUACAGUUUUUGUGGGCUGCCAUGAAGGAAAAUCUUGGACUUUUGUGGUUGUAAAUACUUGUUCUUUGUCCAAUUCAUGGUUAUUUUUUUAAUGAGAAAUAUUGGGCAAAAUUUAAUUUGUUAACGAUCUCAAUUUUUGUUUUA